Fusarium verticillioides 7600 is the source of this 273-nucleotide messenger RNA. RefSeq names its product DNA helicase II/ATP-dependent DNA helicase PcrA. The transcript has a single exon. Lineage: Eukaryota; Fungi; Ascomycota; Sordariomycetes; Hypocreales; Nectriaceae. The coding region runs from base 1 to 273 and encodes 90 amino acids. The record is from RefSeq and is a predicted model, not a curated record.
AUGUCGCCCACCAUCACCAUCCGCCUCUCCACCUCUGCCAGCCAAGCUGCUCGCAGGUACAUCUCAAGCUCAACAACCAUGAAAAGCGCCGUCGCCCCCAGUGUCCGAAAGUCUACCAGUUUGGUCGAGAAAUGGAGGAAUGCCUCUCCUCAGAAUCGUCGAUAUGUCUUGGCAGGUCUCGCAGUCGUUGCCUCUGUUGAUGUUUACAUGCACUACACAUACUGGCCUACUAUUCGAGCAUGGUUCGGUGGCGAGAAGAUUGUUAGGAACUGA